Messenger RNA from Salvia splendens (bonfire salvia), 949 nucleotides. Its product is annotated as protein NETWORKED 4A. The transcript has a single exon. NCBI's taxonomy places the organism in Eukaryota, Viridiplantae, Streptophyta, Magnoliopsida, Lamiales, Lamiaceae. The record is from RefSeq and is a predicted model, not a curated record. Gene Ontology annotation, cellular component: cytoskeleton. The coding region runs from base 167 to 778 and encodes 203 amino acids. Gene Ontology annotation, molecular function: structural constituent of cytoskeleton.
UCCUCCUAUCGAGUUGAAGCACCUCAAACUCGUAGGCACCGGCGAACUUGAAUUGGAGGCGAGAACCGAGCUAUGCAAUGCGAACUAGAAUGCUUAAACUAGAGAAAGUAGAUAGUGUAAGUUGUGGUGUGUUCUCAACUCUCAAGACUCCACCUAUUUAUAGGAUAUGAGUGCCUAUUUGAAGAGUCUUUGCAAUAAGGUACCUCAUAAACAUCUUGGAGGUUACCACAAGAUGAAAGGCCAAAGGCCUAGCCUUUUCAAAUUGAUGCACGUUUUUCUUACAGAGGAUAGCCUCAAGGAGAUGGAUCUUCGAUGCCAGUCCUUGGAAGAGGACGUGAGGCGAGUGAAGUUGGGCAAAGACGAGGCGGAGGCGGUGUUUGGAGCUCAGAUCGAGCAGCUGAAGGCCGACAGUACCGAGAGAGACGACUGCAUCGAAGAGGUCAAUAGAAAUCUAGAGACGUGGAAGGUGAAACACGAGGUGUUGGCAGCCGCCAGAGACGAACUUAAUGCCAAGAUCACCGCACUCGGUGCAGAGAUCAGGUCGAGAGACGACCAUCUGCACCAGUUGCAUCUACAGCUAAUUGUUAACGCGGAGGAGCUGCGCUUGAGAGUCGUGGAGCUCGAGAUCGACGUGAAGAGGAAGCAAGAGUCGAUUAUUGAAGGAGCAGAGGAGAAACGGGAGGUGAUAAGGCAACUCUGCUUCUCGAUCGAGCACUAUCGCAGCGGAUAUCACCAGCUGAGGAGUGCGACGUCGUUUUGCACCUUCUUCGCCGUGUAGUUAAAUCUGUCUGUAGAUUUGGGUGGGAAUACGAGUCAUGGUUUCUUGCUAUGAUGUAUCUAAGUAUUACUGCGUUGAUCAAACUAUUUUCACAGCUCUUUGUAGAAAAACUCAGAAUGGAUAUUUUCUACAAGCUAAUUUUAAUUCUUCGAUACAAUUGGGACAGCUCUA